Messenger RNA from Saprolegnia parasitica CBS 223.65, 981 nucleotides. RefSeq lists its product as hypothetical. The record is from RefSeq and is a predicted model, not a curated record. Lineage: Eukaryota; Oomycota; Saprolegniomycetes; Saprolegniales; Saprolegniaceae. The annotation marks the transcript as partial. The transcript has a single exon.
CGACUGCUUCGCGGCUUGCCAUCGACACUCGUGGUGCCAGCGCUCUCGUUCGACGACUGCCACCGCCAGUGCCUCCCCUCCAAGUCCAACUGCUUUGCGUCGUCCUACUUGAUGGAAAAAUGCAGCUUGUACACGGCUCUGUACCGGCCACGGUCGACGCUGGGGGUCAUCAGCCCGAAAACGACGCUGCCAGUCGCACCUACCACGCGAACGUCGUCGGUGCUCUUCCUCACGGCGCACCAAGACGACCACGAGCUCUUCAUGUCCGGUCAAGUCGCCAAGGCGGUCGCCGACCCUGACACCGCAGUCGCCUGCAUCUACAUGACCGCCGGCGACGCCGGAUCGAACAACGGCUGGUACGAAGCGCGGGAGGCAGGUACGCUCGCAGCGACGCGAGCGUGGGUUCAAGCGGCUGGGCGCUUUGACCCGGUGCAACGCACGUCGUCCGUCACUAUCCUCGGGCACAUCGUCGCCAAGGUCGAGAUUGGCAACGUCGCACACUACUUUUUGCGACUUCCCGAGCUACGCACGAUCGACUUGUCCAAAUUUGGGACGCCAGUCUCGCCCAUGGACCGACCGGACGAGGUUUAUGCGACCGAGGCCGAGGUGCAAGCGGUCCUUUUGGCGGUUGUCAAGCUGGAAGCCAAGGGCCGCGCGACGCUGCAUAGCCAGCAGUAUGGCCAAGUCGACCACUUCUUGCAUGCCAUGGCUGGGCGCCUCAUCGCGAGCGCUGUGGCCUCCGACCUGACGCUGUCCACGUGCCUUAGCACGGCGUACUACUGGGGCUACCAAAAGUGGCUCGACCCCGUCAACCUCCCCGACCAGCACACGAUCGAGCUCCAGCGCCGUGCGUGGCUAGCACUCAGCAGCACCGCGUCAAGCUUUUACCCGACCAUGUCGCCGUGGCUCGACCAUGUAUCGGUGCUUGGCCGCGAGUACGUCGCGUCGUCGCUCUCUCGCACGGACCUCUGCCCUGCCUGA